Phlebotomus papatasi is the source of this 1056-nucleotide messenger RNA. Its product is annotated as gastrula zinc finger protein XlCGF7.1-like. Bases 87 to 1007 code for a protein of 306 amino acids. Lineage: Eukaryota; Metazoa; Arthropoda; Insecta; Diptera; Psychodidae. The record is from RefSeq and is a predicted model, not a curated record. Gene Ontology annotation, cellular component: nucleus. The transcript has a single exon.
UUGCACCAAAUAAAAUUUGGUUGUCAAAACAAAUUUAGAAAGUGACAAAAAAUCGCUUUAUCUUCAGAAAAUAGAAUUUAAAAAAAAUGGAAAUUAAAAAGGAAGAGGAAUUCUGGAACGACAUUCCUGUGGAAUCAAAUUUGACCAUAAAGGAUGAAAAUUCCUGCAAGAGUGAAGGCAAUACCAUGGAUAGGAUCCCGGAUGUUAAGCCCAAGGUAGAAAUAGAAAAUUCCCAAUAUGUUAUUUCUCAUCUUCAAAGUGAUAUAUUUGCCUGCAAUUUUUGCGGAAAAACCUUCAAAAAUCGAACUUAUAUGAAACAACAUAUAAAAAAUAGGCAUUCAACCACUGAAGCAGAAUUUCAAUGUGGAAUCUGUGCGAAAACCUUUAGAUAUAAGAAAACUGUCAAGCGACAUAUUCUGGAAAUUCAUUUGGGCAAGAAACCUGAACUCUCCUCGAACAGAUUCACUUGUGCUGAAUGUGGAAAGGUCUUCUGGAAUAAAGCCAAACACAAAAGACAUUUGCUAAAACAUACGAACAUUAGAAACGUCUGUUGUCCUUUGUGCAAUAAAAAAUUUAAACAUAAAUUCUAUUUAGAUCGUCACAUGUUAGUCCACAGCGAAAUAAAGCCUUUGAAAUGUAAAAUAUGCCAAAAGAAUUUAAAAGCACAAAAAUAUCUAACAAGACACAUGCAAACCCAUGAUAAGGAGAGACCAUCAUUUCAAUGCAAAAUUUGUGGUAAACAGCUAAUGUACAAACACAAUUUGCAGAAUCAUUUACUGUCGCAUCAAAAAAGUAAGGAACCUUUUGUUAUAAAAUGCCCAAAAUGCAGUAAAAUUUAUAUGAAGAAAAAAAGCUUUGAAAAACACAUGAACACCCAUCAUAAGAAUUUUUCAGAAGAUCAAGUAAUUGAAAAGGAUGAAUCUAAACUGAAAACUGUGAUUGAAUGUUCAGAAACUUUCAAGACUGAGCCUGAUCUUGAAUAUGAGAUUCAAGAAAAUGACUACUGAAAUUCUGACAGGACUUCGAAUAAAGUUUUUGAAAGAAAAGUAAAAUUGA